This is a messenger RNA of Paramisgurnus dabryanus, 2154 nucleotides long. It is a transcript of the gene saga, whose product is annotated as S-antigen; retina and pineal gland (arrestin) a. NCBI's taxonomy places the organism in Eukaryota, Metazoa, Chordata, Actinopteri, Cypriniformes, Cobitidae. Gene Ontology annotation, cellular component: photoreceptor inner segment; photoreceptor outer segment. The record is from RefSeq and is a predicted model, not a curated record. Gene Ontology annotation, biological process: signal transduction; G protein-coupled receptor internalization. Gene Ontology annotation, molecular function: G protein-coupled receptor binding.
UCUUAGCAAUAAUGAGUCCAAAACAUGUCAUCUUCAAGAAAAUAUCCAAAGACAAGUCGGUGGGUGUGUACAUGGGUAAGAGGGACUUUGUUGACCGUGUUGACUCUGUGGAACCAGUAGAUGGCGUCCUUUUAAUUGACCCUGAACAGCUGAAGGGAAAGAAAGCGUACGUUACCUUAUCAUGCGCUUUUCGAUAUGGACCCGAUGACAUGGACGUGUUGGGCAUGUCGUUCAGGCGAGAGAUCUACCUGUGCACCAGACAGAUUUACCCACCACUGCAAGACAAAGAUCAGCGCAUUCUCACCAAAGUGCAGGACAAACUAGUGCGCAAACUGGGUGACAAUGCCUACCCGUUUUUCUUUGAAUUUCCAGAUAAUUUGCCUUGCUCUGUAGGAAUGCAGCCAGCUCCGACUGAUGUUGGAAAGCACUGUGCUGUUGAAUUUGAGAUAAAAGCCUUUUGUGCUGAGAGCCAGGAUGCCAAAGUUCGCAAAAGGAGCACAGUGCGUUUGAUGAUUCGCAAAGUCCAAUAUGCUCCAGAGCAACCAGGACCAGCACCUUGUGUCAAGACCACACGUGACUUUCUAAUGUCUGACAAGCCACUUCAUAUGGAGGCAAGCUUAGAGAAGCAGACAUACUAUCAUGGGGAACCUAUUAAUGUACUGGUAAAAAUCAAUAAUGACUCCAACAAAAAUGUGAGAAACAUCAUUAUAACAGUGGAACAAAUUGCAAAUGUGGUUCUGUACUCCAGUGACAGUUACUUGAAGGCAGUGGCUAUUGAGGAUUCUGGAGACUCAGUUGAAUCUGGUGCCCAAUUGAAGAAAGUCUACACUUUGCUCCCCCUACUGGCCAACAACCGAGAAAGGCGAGGAAUUGCACUUGAUGGAAAACUAAAGCAUGAAGACACCAAUCUAGCAUCUUCAAGCAUCAUUAAAGAAGGUGUGCUGAAGGAGGUUCUGGGUAUCCUGGUGUCUUACAGAAUUGUUGUGAAGCUUAUUGUUGGAGGGAUCAUAGGAUCCAGUGAGGUGGGGGUGGAGCUUCCUUUCCAACUUAUGCACCCGAAGCCUGAUACAGUGAAAGAAAGGUCAGUAGAAAGUUUCCCAUCUUGUCAUAAUGGUUAUACUAUGUACCUUAAAUUCAAAGAAUUAAUUGAACCAAGGAAAAGCCUUUGCUUAUUUUGCUCAAGUGUUUUCUAACCUGUAUGCUGUUACAUUUUCUGUGGACCACAAGAAUACAUAGUAUAUGGAAUACUAUUAUGGAGUUUUUUUCUUCUUUUGAAGCUUGAAAGUCCUUUAAAUCGUUAAAUCAAGAGCUGUGAUUCGAUUCCUGAAAAAUAGUUCCACGGAAAAAACAGUGUAUGGUUUAGAUCAAGUUUUAUAUUAUCAUGCUUAUGUGAUCUAUGGCUUUUAAUAGUGAACUCGGGGAUGAAAUGGUGUUUGAAGAGUUUAAACGUGCCUACUUGAAGGGCAUGAUUGAGGAUGAGGAUGAGGGGAACGUGUCACCUGGCGAGCAUUGAGGAGCGCAUGUAACAUCACUUUGCAGUAGUGCCAUUAAGGUUUUAGAUUUUAGAUAAUUGUUUAUAAAACAAUUUAGAAGUUUUCCAGAAAUGAGCAUUCCUCUGCUGCUUAAUCUCCAUCAGGAUGAUGGACAUAUCACAUAACAGAAUGAGUUGAUUGCUGCUUUUAAGUAUAUGGUGGGAGAUCUGUAGAUGUGUGCUUACUUUAGUGUCAUAUCUAUGAAAAUAAAGAAACUGCUGUGCUGGCGUUCAGUGGCUACACUUUUAAAAAUAAAGGUGCUUCACAAAGCCAUAGAAGAACCUUUUUGUCAAAAUGAUUCUUUAAAGCACUCUUUAACAUCUGAUUAACCUUUCUGUUUCACAAAAGAAAAAUUUAUUAAAGAAAUUAUUAUUAAAAUAUAAAAGAUGUCCAAGCUGUAUUUCUAUGCACACUUUUUUUGUAAUUUAUGGCUAAAAGGCAAAUCAGUAUUAUAGUUGAAUUAAAGUAUAAGUUACUGUCUGGAUAUGAAUUUAAAGAAUAAAGGAGCAAGAUUUCAUUUUACAGAAAAUCAGUGACAAGAUUACAAACGUUUGGAAUGUAUUAGUUUACUAUUUCAAUUUAAUAUUUUAUUAAAAUAAUAAUAACACAAUGACAAAUCUCU